AUGGCUACCUUCCCUGCGGAGCCGAGCGCGGGCCCGGCGAGCGGGGAGGCGGUGGUGGCGGCGGCGGCGGCGGCGGGGGCCGCGGACGAGGAGGAGGAGGAGGAGGAGGACGAGGGCGAGGGCGAGGCGGACGAGCAGACGGCGCGGCGCCUGCUGCAGACCCUGCAGGCGGCCGAGGGCGAGGCGGCGGCGGCCGGGGAGGGCGCGGGGGCCCCGCCGCUCUCGCUGCAGCCGCCGCCCCCCGCCGCACCCGCCCCGGCCCCGGGCCCCGGCGGCGCCCCCAGCCCCGCGCCCGGCGGCGGGCUGCGCUUCUCGGCCGAGCAGGUGUCGUGCGUGUGUGAGGCCCUGCUGCAGGCGGGCCACGCGGGCCGCCUGGGCCGCUUCCUGGGCGCGCUGCCGCCCGCCGAGCGCCUACGUGGCGGCAGCGACGCGCUCCUGCGCGCCCGGGCGCUCGUGGCCUUCCAGCGCGGGGACUUCGCCGAGUUGUACCGGCUGCUGGAGAGCCGGCCCUUCCCCGCGGCGCACCAUGCCUUCCUGCAGGACCUCUACCUGCGCGCCCGCUACCGCGAGGCCGAGCGAGCCCGGGGCCGUGCGCUGGGCGCCGUGGACAAAUACCGGCUGCGCAAGAAGUUCCCGCUGCCCAAGACCAUCUGGGACGGCGAGGAGACCGUGUACUGCUUCAAAGAGCGCUCGCGGGCCGCGCUCAAGGCCUGCUACCGUGGCAACCGCUACCCCGCGCCCGACGAGAAGCGCCGCCUCGCCGCGCUCACUGGCCUCUCGCUCACGCAGGUCAGCAACUGGUUCAAGAACCGACGGCAGCGCGACCGCACGGGCGGCCCGGGCCCCGGCGGGUCUGCGGCAGCGGCCGCGGGGGCGCCCGGCAGGAGUGAGUCAGACGGGAACCCCAGUACAGAAGACGAGUCCAGUCACGGAGCGGAGGAAGUGGAAGCUGGAGCGGGAGCAGCCCCGGGGAGCACAGAGGUACCAGCUCCUGGUUCUGUGUUCCUGGCUGGGGCAGCAGCUCCGUCGGGACCCCCCAGCGCCCCAUCUAUCCUGCUCAAUGGGGGCUUCUUGACCACGGCCAGCUCCCCAGCUGUGCUGCUGAAUGGAGGCUCUGUCAUCAUUAACGGACUGGCUCUGGGGGAGGCCCCAGGCCUGGCCCCACUCUUGCUCACUGGGGCCGCUGGAGGAGGGGGCCCACCACCCUCUAGCCCACAGACCCAGGCUCCACUGCCCUCCCUGCUCCAAGUUCCCCAGCCUGGAGACCUGAAGGCUGAAGAUGCCCAGCCUGAAGAUGGGGGCUCCAAAGUGAGCCAGGCAUCUGGGGAAGAAGCCCUGCCACUGCAGGGGCUGUCUCUCUCCCAGGUGGUCCCUGGCCCCCAGCCGGCAGCACCCUUCCCUUCUCCUACGGUAGUAACACCUGCUGGGCCGGGGCCCCAGGUGGUACCGCUGUCACCCCCAGGUCCGGUAGCUCCGGUGCCAGCCCCCCAGGUGGUCCCCCUAUCUCCCUCAGGCCCUGUUUACCCUGGGGCCUCGCCUUUGGUCUCCCUUCCCCAAGUGGUGCCCACAUCCCAGGUGGUGACACUGCCCCAAGGCGUGGGGUCCCUACAGCUGCUGGCUGGGCCUGCUAGCCCUGUCAAGGUGGCGGCAGCAGCAGGAGCCACCCUGGGCCAGGCCAACGUGCACCUCAUCAACCCAGGCAUGGGGGUCACAGCUUUGCAGUUACCUACAGCCACUCCAGGUAACUUCCUCUUGGCAAACCCGGUUUCCAGCAGCCCUAUUGUAACAGGGAUGACACUUCAGCAGGGCAAGAUCAUCUUGACUGCCACCUUCCCAGCCAGCAUGCUCGUCUCCCAGACCCUGCCACCCACUGCUGCCAGCUUGGUGCUGCCCGUCAAACAGGAAGUCCCGGCUGCUGUGACUGAGGGACCAGCUCUGGCCACGGUGGCCCCUGGCCCAGCCCUUCCCUCCUUCUCAGCCCAGCCCCAGGUGCCUGUGGCUCCAGUGGCAGCUGGCCCAGCCUUCUCCCCAGACUCCUCUGGACUCCUAACCAGUGUCCCCAUCUCCACUGUCUCUUCUUGGCCUGGGGGCCUGGAGUUGGGGGUGGGAACUGAGGGGCUCUUUGAGAUGGAGAAAGGGCUAGGAACAUCUGCCCCCCAUACCCUCCUGAGGCUGCCUGAUGGGGACGGCCUCCUGUUGGGGGCCACAGGGGCUGAGGAGGGGGAUGAAUUGGAGCCCGAGGACAAGGUCUUGACCCAGCUGCAGUCGGUGCCUGUGGAGGAGCCGCUGGAGCUGUGACUGGAUUCAGACCUCUGGGCUCUUCUCCCCCAAUCCCCAAAUGAGGUGCUUUGAAGACUGUAGCGUCCUUCCUUCCUCAAGGGGCCAAAGGGGAAUGAGUCAGUUUGUGCCUCCCACAAAUGCUACUGUCUUCUAAAUCGUAACACUAAUUCACCCCACCCCCUCGGGGGUCAGAGGCUCCCUCAGGCCCCUCUCCUUCUGGGGGGUCCUCGGAGUUCCCCUGGGAGUGGAGGCUUCAGCUUGUUACAUACAGCCCCACCCCCAUCCGCCCACCUGGAACAGUUCUUGGGGGAAUUGAGGGGUGGCUGCACACCCAUCCCUCUUGAAUCCGGUACUGGCUGUGAAUUGUCUAUGAAAAAAACACUAAGGCCCUUGGGUCCACCCUCCCAAGUACCCUGUCCUGCCCUUCCAAUGGCUGUUAAUUUGAGAGGUCCCAGAAAGGGGCCCAGGGCCCCACCAACACCCCAUGCACACAUCUCCUAAGUAGCCAACAGUGUCUGGGUGGUGGCGGUGAGGGCCCCACAAUCCCUCCUUACCCCAGACCAAAGAUCCUUCCUCCCGGGAGGGGGUGACCUUUCUGACCUUGGUUUGUACCUUCCCAAAUCUUUAUAUUUUUCUAGGACAUGUUACUGCCUCAAUUUCAAUAAACCAGACCCAGAAAUGCA
This is a messenger RNA of Trichosurus vulpecula (common brushtail), 2963 nucleotides long. RefSeq names its product SIX homeobox 5 (gene SIX5). Gene Ontology annotation, cellular component: nucleus; transcription regulator complex. The record is from RefSeq and is a predicted model, not a curated record. Gene Ontology annotation, biological process: regulation of transcription by RNA polymerase II. The coding region runs from base 1 to 2298 and encodes 765 amino acids. Gene Ontology annotation, molecular function: RNA polymerase II cis-regulatory region sequence-specific DNA binding; DNA-binding transcription factor activity, RNA polymerase II-specific. The transcript is spliced from 3 exons. NCBI's taxonomy places the organism in Eukaryota, Metazoa, Chordata, Mammalia, Diprotodontia, Phalangeridae.